This is a messenger RNA of Rotaria sp. Silwood1, 2843 nucleotides long. Lineage: Eukaryota; Metazoa; Rotifera; Eurotatoria; Philodinida; Philodinidae. The record is from the annotation of a GenBank genome assembly.
AUGGGUGCGGCUGCUGGAUUAUUUGCAAAAUUAUGGUCACCUCAAGAAAUCAAAACAAGAUUCUCAGACAUAGGCAAAGGAACAAUUGAGGUUGAAAAAGGAGACAUAACAGCCCAAAACGUUGAUGUUAUUAUAGGAACCUCAUCAUCAGUAAAUCUGAAGAAUGCAAUAUUAGAUGCGGCUGGCACGGCAGCAAGAACUGCGUAUAAUGCUGAACUUAGAAAAAAUCCGCAACCCAUAUUAAUAUCUAUUCCAUCUGGUGGACUACCUUGUAAAAAAAUCUUUCUUAUUAAGUGGAGACCGGAACAAGAUGAAGCUAAACUUCGGAAAUCAAUCGCUGAUUUUAUAAGCAAUGCUAUCAAAUAUGUUAUUGAACAUGGUUUUACUUCAGUAGCAUUUCCGGCCAUCGGCUGUGGCGACCAUCAAUGUUCUACAAAUCUUGUAAUCACGACAAUGGUAAAAGAAAUAAUACAUCAGAUACAAUUGCACAAAGAAUCAUUGUUGGUAAAAAUCAUAGUGCAAGCCGAGUAUCAGAAUAUUUAUGAGGCAUUUUGUAAAGAAAUUCCAGCUGUGAAACCAGGUAAAGUUAACAUUCUUCUGUUUCGGUUUCACAUGUUUUAUUAUUUGAGUGAGAAGAAUUUCAAGAAACUUUAUAGUGAAGUUUUUUUCGAAUAGACUUAACAAAGUCCAGCGAUGUCCACAUUAUGCGAAAAGUACAAUUUACUGGACAUCGUCUAGAAUUGAGACAACAAUGGAUAAAUCACUUUAUUCAACGAUCUAAACCUACGACUGCGUAUAUCUGUCACUAUCUUUUCAUGCGAACUUGAAACGGUCAAUAAAAAAUGAAUGCACAAGGACGUCACUAUCCUACAGAUGCUUCGAGGUAACUUUUAGAUCACACUCUGUGACCCUAUGCAUGAGCAUCUAUUAUGCGAUUUCUAGCACACAUCAUAUGGCGAUGUAAACAUCACACAAUCAUAGCAGAACUUCAACAUAGAGCUCCAAUUUUAAUGGCUUCAAAGCGCAAUGAAAUUGAGUAAAAAGAUGAACAAAACUUGUGAGCGAGGUCAAUUCUACGUCACUUCGACAAUAAUUCCGCUAGAAAUCCUUGACUAUGAUCUCCGAGCACACAAAAUGUGUGACAAUGCUUGUAAAGUGUAUGAGAGCAUGCGAAGAGUCACCGUUUGCUCGUAAGAUGGUUGAGACAUUCAUCAUAGCGAUUUUAAGUCAAUUUAUAGUACAGGUUUAUAAUAUAAUAGCUUUAUGUCGAUGAAUAUUGUGAUUUUCAUAUAUUUGUCUCAAUUCCCCCUGUUUUGCAAAACACGAAAAUACGAUUGGGAAUGAGCAUUGAUUAAAAUUUGAAUUAAAAUCUCACGUACGGUGGCAGACUUUUCGAUAUACUGCUCGUUUGAUCUUCUCGUGGAUCGUGAUCAACAUAACGAGGAUCUAUACGUACAUUGAAAACGACACCGUCGUGUUUCACAUCUUAAACCCAUAGGAACUAUAUUGCAAACUUUGCGGUCAAUUCCAAUUCUUUGGAGAAGCUGGGCAGUCUUCAAAAUUUUUCUAAUAAAACUUCGACUUCGCCGCCUUGUGGCUGCUACUGCAAUGAGAAUCGAGGAAAAUCACUUAACCAUCGAUGUGUAUUUCAUUAGAUUCGGUAGCAUUUGUUAAGUACCAGCUACCAGAAACCUGGGUUCGAUCGACAGAAGGUACACUACGAUUUACGGUAUCGAACACAACUCCCGAGUAUGAAUCACUCUGUACCAUGUUUCAACAAGCAAUGAAAGGAAAAUGUAAACAAGUGGUAAGAAUUGAACGAAUUCAAAAUGAACAGUGGUACAUACAAUAUAUAGCACACAGCAAAGGAUUUUGUAGAAAACUAAAAAAGAAUACGGAGAGACGUUUAUAUCAUGGUUGUUCUCACGAUGCAGCGGAUUCAAUCAUCAAAAGUUGUUUUAACAGAAGUUUUGCUGGAGUGCAUGGUAACACUAAAUCCACUGUUCUUUUGACUAUUUCAAUCUCAUGUAGUUUAUCUUUAGGUACUGCAUAUGGCCAAAGUGUUUAUUUUUCGACAAACGCAGCUUACAGUCACGAUUAUGCUACUCCUAAAGCCAAUAGCGAACGAUGUAUGUUUGUAGCGCGUGUUCUUAUUGGAACAACAAUCCCUGGAAACAGUUCAAUGAGAACGCAACCUAUUGGGUUUGAUUCAACCACGGAUGGAAAUCAUAUUUUCGUUAUCUAUCACGAUGCACAAGCCUAUGGAGAAUAUUUGAUUACAUAUAAAUAGAACUAACAUCAAUUUUGAAAGAAGAGAAGGCAUGAACGUGUUUUGAAUAACAUUUGAUAUGAACAUAAUCGAGACAUACGAUCUUCACUAUUAGAAACAGAAGAACAAGGCACAUCGAAUCAUACAUAAAAGAUAUUUCUGAUAAGUGAGAGUAAUAGUUUCUAUUGAAUUUUAUUCAAAAAAUUGAACGUUUGAGCUUGAUGUAUAAAGCAAAUUUUCAUCAAAAUAUAGCGAAAAAAGGGAAAUUUUCACCUAGUUUUCUCGAAAAAUUGAGUAGAAACUCACAGCAAAAUGUCUACAACUCUUGAACGGUACAAGUUAAAAAAUCUGGAGAUUGCACAGUUUUGUAGGUCUUCGAUUGGCAUUUCGGAUGCACUCCUGAAAAUCGAAAGGACGGGAACAAAGGAUCGUUUUGGCUCAAUUACAUCCAAAUCAAGUGUCUCCUAUCAAACAAAAGAAAUAAGUGUUUCGGUUUUAAGUGAAAGAGAAAGAGAAAGAGAAAAAAGCAACGUCCCACUCACACCUAUUUUCUUCCAGUGUCCUUAAAUAUGAU